Messenger RNA from Cordyceps militaris CM01, 5187 nucleotides. Its product is annotated as Rho guanyl nucleotide exchange factor. Lineage: Eukaryota; Fungi; Ascomycota; Sordariomycetes; Hypocreales; Cordycipitaceae. The transcript has a single exon. The record is from RefSeq and is a predicted model, not a curated record. Gene Ontology annotation, molecular function: guanyl-nucleotide exchange factor activity. Bases 1 to 5187 code for a protein of 1728 amino acids.
AUGUCGUUUCGCGGCGACGACCAGCGUCGUUACGGCUCUAUCCCGCCUGUCCAGUAUCCUAUCUCGGCACAGUAUUCCGCGCAUCAACAGCACCAGCCACCACCACCACCGCAGCAGCAGCAGCAGCAGCAGGAUCUCGGCAGGCGGCCCAGCUUCAAUACCGGCGACGACAGAAACUCCAGCGCUUACUACUCUCACCACCAGGCCGCCGCUGUCGAUGGCAACGGGCCCGUCUUUGCUCAUGCCUCCGCCCCCGCUGGCGCCGACGAGCUCUUCCUCAACAGUCCCGCCACUACCGCCUCCUCCUCGACCAGCCCGCUCGCCGGCUUCCAGCAUCGCUUUCAGGAUACAGUUCCCCAGCCGCACGCCGCCGUCGCUACCACCUACAAUCCCCAGACUUUUGUCGGCAACAACGGCACCACCUCCAGCGCCUUCACCAGGUCACAGUCCACCACCAGCUACUACUCGCACGCGGCAGCCUCCACUGCCUCCGUAUACGGCGGCGCUUCCCCGCCGACGUCGUAUACGCCCCAGUCCUACAACCCGGCCGCCUACGCUGCCCAAGCCGCCAAUGCACCCCAGCGACAGGCCACCUACCACGGCUAUAGCAGCUACGAUACCUCGAGCACCUAUGGACAGUCGCCCGCCGCAACCUACUCGCCCUCCUUCUCCCAAACGGCCCAUUCCCCUGGCCUGUCUGGCUAUCAGUACUCGACCCAGAGUCCAACGACGUCCUAUACAUCGUCCCAGAUUCCUGCCCCGACCUACGAUCCAUCCCAGUACGAUCCAUCUCAGUACGAUCCAUCUCACUAUUCAUCAACAUCAUAUCAGUAUCCUUCAAAUGGCGUGGAUCAGCAAAUGCAAUACCCCGCUGCGACUGCGCCCUAUCCAACGGCAUCGCAUAUUCCUGUUGGUCCAGCGUACGUCUCCAACGACCAAUCAUCAUAUAACAACCAACCCGUAAGGCCUGUCUCUCAGUCUUCUCAGGGUGGUGCCAGCCCAUACGUCCAGCCUCUUGGCUCUCCUGGUCUGCGGCGCCAUCCCACCAAUGCCCCGCUUCCCAGCCGGCCUGGCGAAUCAACCUGGAAUUCGUCAGCGACAGACAGCAGCGAGCAGCGCAUCACCACCGAUAGCAUUCUCGAGGAGAUUGAAAACACCUUUGGCGAGACGACGAUAUCGGGUCGUCCGCGGCCCGCGCCCAUCGAUGGUCGCACAGCCGAGGAUCAAGCGCGCAUGUUUCGCCAAUUCAAUUCCAACCCCGCCACACCUGGGUUCCCCGACGAGAGACGCUCCUCCAACCAGUCCCUCACCAACGGCAUCGACGACGACGAGGCCGCAGCCGGCGCCAUUGCUCUCCAGGAGGCAAAUGCAAGCAUGGGCGAGCCGCACUACUCAAGAGGCUUUGCUUAUGCCGACAUGCCCACCAUGCCCACUAUGCCAGACGAAAAUAAUCUCCCUGCCCACCCCGAAGAGCAGGACUAUAGCAGCGACGAUAGCGAAUUUGCGGGCAUCGACUUGGCCGGCCUCUCAGGUGGAUACGGAUACACUGGCAACUUGACCUAUGGCAGCAUGGAAGCGCCUCCGCCACGUACGUCUUCCAGCCAACGGCCGCUACCGACACCGACAACAUACUUGGAUAAUCUGCCGCUUGGAUAUCAAGACGCACCCCCUGUCAAGCAGGUCGAGAUUGACUAUGGCGACACUGGCGGUCUUCAGCUGCCCACGCGCCGAAGCUUCGACUCUGGCCCGGACCGUGUUUCCCUCAAUUCGCACCAAAGCGGUGGAGAGUCACCCGUCCAAGAAGAGUAUCAGGACUUGUUCUACCAUCCCGGCCUCACCAACAGACCUCUUCCGCCACCGCCCGGCUCCUCAGAUAGCAGUUCUUUACUGUCAACGCAAAACAGCCUUCGCCAACCUCAGCGACCGCACUCGCACUCUGUCGACACGGAUGGACGAUCUUUGCGGCCUGAUGGCCCAGAGUCCUACUACAGUGGUGCAAACCAGCUUCUUCAACCCGAGCGGUCCAUCUCUCUCUCCAGCCACAGCAAUGCCCCAGCCGUACAGCAACCUAUUCGCUCCAAGACUGAUGCCGCCGAAGACAGAAGGAGGCAGGGUCAUCACCGCCAGGCUUCGUCAUUUGCUGCACUAGGUCCAGUCGACUAUGGCACAUCUGGGGCAUUUGACGGCAUUACGCUACCCACCGGACGCAAGAAGAAGUUCGCGCCUGCGAAGCUCGUACCCGCUGACUUUUUGCGCUGCGCAGAGCCCUGGGCGCUUAGCAACAUCGAAACCUGGAUACGCGAGAUGGCACUUGGUGAAGCUGAUCUGAAGAGCAAAACCGUCGAGGACGGCCUGACCGCUCUCUUCACGUUCAAGGUGCCUAGAAUGAAUGUGGCAGAUGCCGAGGUUCUCAGCAGUUCCGUCCUUGCUAGUAUGCUCCACGCCGGCGUUCUCUUACACGAGGAGGAAUGGGUCAAAUUUGGUGACGGGCAGAUAUCUGGCGUCCUGUGGCAGCUCACCGGAAAGGGUUGCUAUGCUCCCAAGCUGCACGAAUAUGAUACGCCGGGUCGAUGCUAUUCGAUGCACUGCACCCGAAUGGUUAGGAAGGUGGACUGGGACAUAUUCACCGAAGAGUCUAAACCGACAGAUGCCUGGCACACAUUCUAUGAUGUCUCACCAGCAGACAUGGAAUCCAAACCCAAAAAGGAAGUCAUGCGCCAGAAUAACCUACACGAAAUUGUCACUGGUGAAGAGAACUACGUGAAGCAGCUCGACAUUUUCCGCACACUCUACCGCGACGAAUUGCGCACCCGACAGCCUCCGAUCAUUCACCCCGACAGGCGAGACAAGUUUUUGGCCAGCGUCUUUGGCAAGGUCGACUCUGUGCUAGACAUCAACAAGGGUCAUCUGCUUGCCCAGCUCAAGUACCGUCAGCAGGAGCAGGGCCCGUGGAUUGUCGGCUUCAGCGACAUUUUCCGUGAAUGGAUCCGUAAAGCCAAAAAGACCUACAUCGAGUAUGCCAGUACCUAUGAGACCGCCGACUACAUGGUUCGUAGGGAAAAAAUGCGUAACCUACUAUUCAAAAAGUUCUUGGAAGAUCAGCAAAAGCACAAGUCGUCACUGAAGCUACCGUGGAGCCAUUUUUCAUUGUUGCCCCUCCAACGCCUGCAACGAUACACUUUGCUGCUGAAGACUGUCGAACAACACAUGAUUGGAGACAGCGAGGAAAAGACCAACCUGCAGAAGGCCAUCCAGGAGAUCGAGGCGGUUACGCAAGAGUGCGAUGCAAGGGUCGCAGAGACAAAAAAGCGUGUCAAGAUGAUGGAGCUCGAUCGCAAGCUUGUUCUGCGUCCUGGUUUCCAAUCCGUCUUGCACCUCAAUCAUCUCGGUAGAGCCCUGAUCCACGAGGGCGGUUUGCAGAGACUGAGCUCCAAAGGCAUGCGAUGGGUGGAGACGCACGCGCUGCUCUUUGACCAUUACUUCAUCCUCGCUAAGGUGGUGCACAGCAAAGACGACAAGGAAGAUGACAAGUACGACGUGUCCCGCGAGCCCAUUCCCAUGCCGCUUCUCUUCCUAGAGAGCAACAACGACGAGCCCAUCAUCAAGCAAAAGGGUAUUACGGCGCCCCUAGGUCGCACGGCCCCUGCUGGCGCCGCUGGUCAGCAGCUCAGCAAGGUCACCAGCAACGGCAGCGGAAGACCUGGGCUAGAGCAUACCUCCACGGGCUCGUCCGGGACGAUACUAACGCAGACGCAAUCCACCGACGUCCCUGAGGGUAAGAUACUCUACCCCUUCAAGGUGAAGCAUCUAGGUCACGAAGUCUUCACGUUGUAUGCGUCAUCCUUAUCCCACCGCACUGAAUGGUGCAGCCAGAUUAUCGAGGCCAAGACAUUGCAUGCCAAGGCUUUGUUCUCGCAGAAUGCUGAGCCAUUUAGACUCCGUGUGCUGGCAGAUGCGUCCUUCCACUACGAAGCCAGCUCGCCUCAUGCGAGGAGCGUGGGCGUGGCGGUCAAGGGUACGCCAUUGGACCGCGCGAUCCAGGACUUGGAGAGCGUCUUGGGCUCAGCGCACGGCGUUCCUCACAUGUGCCGCGCGCAGGUCAACUGUGCUGUGGGCUUUUCUGCCUUUGGCAAGACGUUGAUUGCCAUUGGCACAGAUUACGGUAUUUUCAUCUCCGACCCCUCAAACCCGCGCGGCUGGUCACGAUCAGUGCGUGCAACAAGAGUGACGCAGAUCGCCGUGCUAGAGGACUUCAAUGUCUGUCUCGUCAUUGCCGAUAAGUCGCUUCUCUCGUACCCUCUCGACGUUGUGGCGCCCGUGUCCGAAUUUGCGCCGCCCGCCUCAGACAAUGCACGACGGGCACCACAGCGCCUCGCCAAGGAUGUGACGUACUUUGCCACGGCACGUAUGAAGGACCGCACGCUCGUCUUUUACAAACGCAGAGAAGGCCUGCACACGUCAUUCAAAGUCGUCGAGCCGCUAUUCCACAAAGCGACGGAGAAGCGGUCUCGCAUCUUUGGCGGGCGCAAGUCGGCAGCGGGUAGUACCGACACAUUCCGCGACUUUGACGAGUUUUUCUUCCCAGUCGAGUGCUACUCGCUCAGCAUUUUCCAGACGUACAUUGCGGUAGCGACGGCCAAGGGCGUCGAGAUGCUGACGCUGGACCGCAAGCAACCCAUGUCGAUUCCGGACCUCAAGGCGCCAGCGAUUGCCAAUAUUGCUAGCCGGGUCCGUGACCAGAAGCCUCUGGGCAUGUUUCGGCUCAACGAGAAUGAGUUCAUCCUGACGUAUGAGGACUGUGCCGUGUACGUGGACAAGCACGGCGAGGUAUCACGCACGCUUAUCAUGGAGUACACGGGCAAGCAGAAGCGGGCGCGGGGCGCGACCAUGUACGGCCAGUACCUUCUGCUGUUUAACGAUGACUAUGUUGAGGUGCGCAACGCCGACAAUGGGCGUCUGCGACAGAUUAUUGCCGGCCGCGACGUUCAUGUCAUUGACAGCGGUAUCCGCGGGCCGACGGGCGAGAAUGCCGCCCAGGCCCAGCAGCUGCACGGGAACAAUGGCCAGAUGGCCACGGCGGGUGAUACUUCCAAGGGGACGGUCAAGAUUGCCAUGGCGCACCCUGAGCUGCCGGGGCGGCAGAUCGUUCUUGAGAUGCUCCUUAACGACGGUCAUUCUGAGACGUAG